CACGCCCCCAGCCCUGGGUCACCGUCCUGCAGCCCCUCUCAUGGGCCGUCCCACCUGCGCCCCUGCAGCCAGGCCGUGUGAAGGAAGACCUGCUGGAGCUGAUGAUGCUGCAGAACGCGCAGAUGCACCAGCUGCUGCUGAGUCGCCUGGUGGCCGGGGCGCUGCAGCCCGGGCCCGCCUCGCCCUGCCCUCAGGUGUGUGUGGGUGGGCCACCGGGGUCACUCACCUGCGGGUCCAGGGAUGGGGAUCCAGCUGGGGUUCCUGUUCAGGGGGAAGAACUGGGAGACAGAGGAGCAGGAAGCCAGUCUGUCUCUCUGGCUGGGGCUGCUUGGCAACUGUUAUGUAUCAGGCCUGUUUCAGUAUCCAUGAAAGGUCUACCUGGAGGUUCCGCAGGAAGAGCCUGAGGAGGAGGAGGAGAUGGACAUGCAAGAGAAAGGGCUUUUGGUGUUUCACCACCAUUACCUGUCCUACCCGAUGCCCUCCCCGAGUGCCCUGCUGCCCUGGCCGGCCCCCUUCUUCCCUGGCCCCUUCUUCCCCACUCCCGCGUGUCAGCCCCACUUGCAGGAUGCGCCCAGGAUUCAGCACUGGCCUCCUGCCUCCAGGGAAAGGGAGGCGAGGGCUGUGCCCCCACCCCCACCCCCCAGUGCCACAGGGACUGUGGGCGCUGAUGUACCGCCGGCUUCAGGUAGGCUGGGGUGGGGGGCAGCGGGGCCCAGGCCUGGGAGUGAAUCAGGAGGCCAGGAGGGCCCGGGUGCCCUCCAGCCGGGGUUGGGGGUUUCCUACCAUCACUGCUGCAGGCAACUGGCCUGUCCCCCUCCCUUUUCCUCUUUGGGGUCCACUGAGGCAGGAAGGAGUCAAGAUGAGGCUGCUGUUUCCCCAGACUACUAUGAUGCCGAGAGCCUCCUGUGAGGACAGACGCUGGCCCGGAGACCUGCACCAGCUUCGCGCUCCGUGGGCGCGAUACAGCCGUGGGCCCCUCCUGCACCUCCCUCUCCUCCUCUGUGCCCAUGGCUGUCGGUCCUUCUCAUUCCCUCAGCCUCAGCCAGGCCCUCUUCUCCUGGGGAAUCAGUCCCUGCUCCACCCCCAGGAGUCGCUGGAUGGGCCUGAUCUGUGCCAUGGUGUCAGAGCUCAGGCAGCACCCAGGCCCUUGAAGCCACAGUAGCCGCCUCUGCCUCACCGCUUCCCACCUGGAGCAGGGGGAGGCCUGGGAACACAGCCCCCGCCCUCUCUCCCUCACCCCUCUCUCUGGGAUGAUGAAGUCUCCUUCCAGCCUAGUAAUAGAGCCAGACGGGAGUGGGGGUUGCUUCUGUUUUCCACAGCUUUGAAGGCCCCUUGGAGGUGGCUGGAGGGGCCCAGAGUAGUGGGGGAGACCUGGGCCCCCACCCCUCGCCCCAGGAAGCGGUUCUGUUGGCAGAAAGGAGAGGUCAGAACUUUGUCCUGCUGUGGCCAGAGGUCUCCUGGGGCCAGAACACAGUGUCCUCUGCCUGCCGGGCCAGGGUGUUUUCCCCACCCUCCCUCAGUAGGAAUGAGCUACUUAGGCCAGAUGGGGGCCUGGGUGGGAAGGGAGGCAUCUGGGGAAAGGGGUCCCCCUGUGGUGGCUCCCCUCCCUGGCUGUUGUCAUCCCUGGAGGAGACACUGUGGGCACAGGCUCAGUCCAGGAGUGUGUAUUCAGGCUAGAAAAGGCGAUGUCCCUAGAGUCCUCUGCUGCCUGUCACAGUCCUUCGCCCAGAGCUGGACCUCAACUCUGAGGAGCCACACUGAGUUCCAGUGGCCACCAUGGCGGUAGCCACGCCACUCAUGCCUGCUAUGCCCAGAAGGCCUGAGGCAGCCUCCUCCAAGCUGCUCGCACCCUGUAGGUGCCUGUCCGCCGCUGGCGCCAGUGCUGGCUGAUGAUGAAGCAGAGUAGGACGGAUGUCACAAACAGGAACAGCAGUGCUGACACCACCGAGAUGAUGAUGAUCAUCUGGCUGUCCGGGACGGGCUCUGGGGAUGGAAGGGCAAGGGUCUUAGACGUCCAGUGAUCCCAGGUACCAGGGACCAAAAGAGAGUGGAAGUCGACCCCCUACCUGGCCCCCAGCCCCUGCCGCCCGCUCAUCCAUCCUGCAGUCACCCCAGGUUGUAGAGAUGAGUGGCGAAUAGUGUCUGCAUUAAAAUUAUUAUCUGGAAGAAAGGUGGCCCUGGGCUCAGGCUACCAGCGGACUUCUGUGAGACUGCAAGGGCAGAUGUCCCCUUGUCAGCAGCCCUGGGACCAGUGUAUAGCUGCUGGACACCAUGGCCUGGAGGGUGGCAUGGUCCCAGCCAAGCCCCUUCUCAGGCAGAGCUGAGUGAGUUCAUGCCAAGCUCCCUGAGGACAGGGAAUGUGCCGGCCAUGCAGAGCCACCAAACAGCAGAGCUCUGGGGACCUCGGGGGGCAGUCAGGUCAAACUUCUCAUUGUAGAGAGAAGCCAAGGCCAGGAAGAGCGGUCAAGGCCAUGGGCUCCAUGGUGGCCAAGGAACUAGUUGAGCUGUCCUGACCUCUGGAACUGUUGGGGCCCAAGCUAGGGAUGCAGAGAGAACUUGGGGGAAGAGGGAGUAAGAGGGAAGCCUCGGGGCAAAGGGUGGGGGCCUGGGUGUGCUUCCCAAGUCGGGCUCGAGGCUUUUCUUCCCCCACAGGGCUGAGAGUGCCUUCUCACUCCCCCUCCAUCCGUGGAGCCCCCUCACCAUAGAUAAUCAGCAUCUGCGGUUCUGAGUGUUUGUGAAAGAUGUCGCCACCGCGAGACAGCAAGUCCAGCACGGCCAGGCAGGAGAAGUUGCGGUGACGGUCCUCUCUGUGAGCCGUGCUGUUGAAUGUGGCUGUGGCCUCCUGCAGGGCAGGGGCUCCCUUCCCGAAGGUCUGACUGUGCAGAGUCUCAUUGCCACGGAACAGGAAGAGGGUGAGGCUGUCCAGGGGCUCCACGGCGGGCACCCUGCACUCAAUGGUGAAGGACUUGCCCACGGUCACCCACGUGGGCUGCAGCGUCAGGAUGACCUGCGUUGGAGGCUCUGCAGGGGACAAAGGAGGGAGGUCCGGUCAGGAUGGGGGUGUUGUUCCAGCAGCCUCCCGGCCAGGGCCAUCUCCUGUCACUGUGGUAUGCCACGGUUUGGGAGGAGGAGGCCUGGGCCUCUCCAGUGCAGAGGCAGAGGGCGGCAGUUGAGGACGAAGCCUGGACUGGGUGGUAGUUUCACAGACAUGAUGGUUUCGGGUGACCAGGCAUUCACGAGGACAAGGUUCAGAAAUUGUACAGCCAGCUGGAAAGACAUGAAAGUUUGCACCUGUCUCCCUCUCCUUCAGAAACGAAAUACAAAUUUCAAAAAUUAAACAGUUAGGUGAUGACGUUGA
This is a messenger RNA of Cebus imitator (Panamanian white-faced capuchin), 3358 nucleotides long. It is a transcript of the gene PRR29, whose product is annotated as proline rich 29. The transcript has 4 exons. The coding region runs from base 41 to 1162 and encodes 373 amino acids. The record is from RefSeq and is a predicted model, not a curated record. Lineage: Eukaryota; Metazoa; Chordata; Mammalia; Primates; Cebidae.